Messenger RNA from Ostrinia furnacalis (Asian corn borer), 789 nucleotides. RefSeq names its product cuticular protein RR-2 motif 65 (gene CPR65). Lineage: Eukaryota; Metazoa; Arthropoda; Insecta; Lepidoptera; Crambidae. Gene Ontology annotation, cellular component: extracellular matrix. The transcript has a single exon. The annotation marks the transcript as partial. The record is from RefSeq and is a predicted model, not a curated record.
CAUUUUGUAUUACAGCUCGCCGUCCUGUCUUACCUCAUCAUCUCUACCACGUGCACAGUUCUACACCAAGCUCCGCUACCGAUAUAUUUGGACCUCCAAUACCAUGAGACACCAUCUGUCCCGAACUACAACUUCGCGUACGAAGUGAACGAUCCCCACACUGGUGACAUCAAGAACCAGCACGAAAGCAGACGUGGAGACAUAGUCCAAGGACAGUACUCGUUGGUUCAACCUGAUGGCGUCAGAAGGACAGUGGACUACCGAGCUGAUGAGCACACAGGGUUCCACGCUACAGUCAACAACGAAGGCAGGCCUCUUGCCCACCCGACCCUGGAAACCGCACCUCAAGAAGAAGCACCUAGGCAACCCAAUCUAGCUCUCCACAUCAGCUACCCAUGGCCGACCCCUGCUGUGUCCACCACCAGCCCUGCUCCAGUAGCCAUUUCUAGGACAUCCUUUCAACAGACCAUUUCCAACGUGCACCCAAAUAAUCCUUGGCUGUGAAUUCCAUGAAAUCAAUGAAGCGUAAAUUUAAAAGGCGACGACAACGGACACCGAUGAAAUUGAAUACCUUGCUUAUUCCUUACCGUCUCAAUGUCGACACUUUCGUAGCUAUCAAACAAAGAGUUUAUUAGUGUAGUUGAAAACGUUUGUCGAUGAAUGGAAUGGUAAUGAGUAUAAUUGGUGACCGGACCGGUUAACCUUCGAGUACCCGGCGAGGGAAAUUGCCCUAUAACGCCAGUUCUAUGCGCUAACCUUUGUAAUCCUUUAAACAUUUAUGUUGCAUAA